AUAUGAUAUUAAUACGAGCAUCUGUUUGACAAGUGAAAAAAGUUUUACACAAACUGUAUAUACCUAGUGUACAGGCACGUGAAAACAUAUUUGGAGUCGUUACGUCUAUUUGAACUUUAGUUUUAGUAGAUAGACUAAAAUCAUUUUUUCCUUUGACCAAGUUUUUGACCAUGCCUCCUCAAUCAAUGAUGGACCAUAAUACGAAUUUGUUACCGGAGCCUGACGAAUGUGGCCAGACGAAAAUUAAAUGUGUUUUAGUAGGAGACGGAGCCGUAGGCAAAACUAGCCUUGUGGUCAGUUAUACGACCAACGGAUACCCUACAGAAUACACCCCCACAGCAUUCGACAAUUAUGCAGUUGUUGUGACAGUAGACGGAUCCCCAGUUCGACUGCAGCUUUGUGAUACCGCUGGCCAGGAUGAUUUUGAUUCAUUGCGGCCGCUCUGCUACCCAAACACCGACGUCUUCCUCCUGUGUUUUAGUGUUGUCACACCAACUUCAUUUCACAACAUUUCUGAAAAGUGGGUUCCAGAAGUGAGAAAACAUUGUCCAAAGGCACCAAUUAUUCUGGUGGGGACACAGUGUGACCUUCGCAAUGAUGUCAAAGUUCUGAUCGAGCUUGCCCAUUACAAAGAACAACCAAUCCCAGAAUCGGAAGCACAGGCACUUGCUGAGCGUAUCGGGGCAAGUUAUAUUGAGUGUUCAUCACUUACACAGAGAAACCUCAAGGAAGUCUUUGACACAGCAUUACUGUCUGCCCUUAAACUAACAGGGCCUCUUAAAAGGACAAAAAGUUCACGGAGGUCGAAAAAGGGCAAAAAGCAACAUGAACAAUCGCCACCACCAAUGGUGUCGGGCAAGCCUUGUGCCAAAAGGACAGGAUGGAAACGAUUCUGUUGUUUUAUGUAAAGUAGUUUUGGAUUGCAUGGAAAGCAGAAUUCAAUUGUCAUUCAAGGAUUUGUUGAAAAUGAAAUAAUGUGCACAGAUUUGCAACAGACACAUGAUGUUCAAUCCUGCAAUAUUGCAAUACAGACUUUGGCUAAUCAAAUUGUGUGACACAUGAUAGAUUCACCAGACUGCCGCUACAGGUGAUUUGUGUAUCGGUCAUUUAGAAGUAAUGAAUGUAUACACACCUACAGAGAUUGUGAUGAGUCUCUGUCUGUCAGUGCAGGCCGCAGUUUGCAUGAUAGCACUGACGAACUGUCAACUGUCGUUGACUCACAAAACAGAAGACAGAUGAAGUCGCUUUUUUAGGCAGGUUGAUUGUGUACGAUCAUAAAUUAAUUUAUCAUUGAGAGAGAGCGAAAGAGAGAACACAUGCUCAUACAAAUUUGCAUGUUUUAACAAGGAGUGUGUGAGUCAUGCAAUGUUGAUGUCUGCUACAGUGAUAGAGGAUGAUUUUACUGAAAUUAAACAGGAGAAUCUUUUGUCACAAAUGAAGGGUGUUGCACAUCCAUUGUGGUGUGCUAAUGUAUUGGGCUCAAGUGAUAUUUUUUGGGCUGUGUGUUUUACAGAUCAAAUUAUGCCAUUGUUGUGAGUUAUGCAUCCAUCUUAAUUGUUUCCAUGUAGAUUAUAGAUAAUUCUGGCAUCACAAAAGAAACAAUUAUGUAGCGCUUUUCAAAUACUUGUGACAUAUUUACUACCCUGCUACCUUUCUUGUUUUAGGAAAUCAGUUAAUGGUGUAGAAGAAAAAUCUUUUCAAAAUUAGAAAAAAAGGAAAAAGAGAUUUGAUUAUUGAUAAUGUUGUUCAACCUUUAGGGUCAUUUGGCAUGGGAAAUGCGUGUGAAAAUGUAUGGUAUGCAGUUUCAUUAUAACAAUUGUCAUAAUACAGACUUGUAUUUUUGGAGUCCUAGUGUCUAGAAUAGAAUACCUUUUAACAAGCGGGUAAUCUAAAGGAGCUUUGUUUCUACCUAACUUGCCUAUUAGAUCUAGGUAUUCUAAUAUGACUUGUGGCAGUGUUUUUAUCGGACUCUUAUCAAAUUUUUGAUGUUCGUUUUAACUUCUCGGACUAUUUUAUGCUAUCAGGACGACUGAUAUGGAUCUUAACAUUGUCACAUACCCUAUUCCCUCACAUGAAAGCCUGAUACAGGUAUGAUCACCAUUAUCACAGAACCAUAUUUCCUUAUCCUGUCAGUGUGGCUUUGUCUUGGCAAGUGUUGGUACUUUGCCCAAUCCUUGGUCCAUUUGAUGAACAGGUUCUCAUGACAAGCGUGACAAGUCUUGAAUUAAUUAACAAAGGUGUUGAAAACCUGAACAAGGUGUACUACUUAAGAGAAUAAUUAUGAUUUUUUUUUUGACAAAGAAAGGUCUAGAUAAUUAGUAGAAUAUUGACAUGCCACUAUGAUAGCAAUUAUAAGGCAUGGUACUGAAUUUUUUACAUCGUUCUGGAUCGCGACCUCGAACAUAUUUUACUGAAUCAUUCCUCAUACCACACAAACCACCUCCAAUCAGAUUACAAUAAAUCUGGCUUGUCAAGUCUUUGCAUAAUAUACGCCAGGCAAAUUGAAUAUAGUUCUCUCAGUAACAGCAGUUUAAGGACUUAUACAAUUUCUUAUUUUUCAUUUUGAACAAAACUGGUGUUGAUGGAUAGAUUUGUAUUAAUAGUCGUUUUUGUCCCUCAAUUUGAUUUGGCCUGACCAGAUUAUCUCCAUAUCUUCUCAUGUCUCUGUAUCAUGCUCUCAGCUUUUUCCAUAUUCCCCUCAAUCCUACAGUGAUGGGAAUGAAGGGUAAAAAACAUGAUAUUCCCCACCCAUUCCCUUUGACUGUCCCCACCCCACCUCCCUUCCAUCCUAACUUUACCUAGUCAAUUUCCACCGCGGACAUCUGUCACCACGAAAGUGAUUCUUAUCCACGACUUCUUUCCUCUCCCUGGAAUUAGACAAGUAUCUUUAUUUAACAUUUUUAAUUAAUAAUUGUAAUUAAAUGGUGCUGCUACUGUAUAACUAACUAUUCCUUUUUUAAGAUAUUUUAUUUGAACCACAAAACUUGACGAAGGUUCUCUAUAGAACUUGGUAGCCUACUUUUACUGUCACAAACAUGUCAAUUUCAUAUAAGGGAACAAGAUAAUUCAGCAAGUAUGUCAUAGUUACAGUUAAGCAUAAUGUAAUAUUUUUGGUCAGACAAUCAAAUCGACUUAUCAUAAAACUUGUACCAUAAUUAUUCCGAAACACCUUAUUUGUAACUGCAGAAGACUUGAUCAGGAGAAAUGUGCAAUUUAGAAAUGUGUUGGUUCUUGCAAUAUGUUUUUUUUCUUCAUUCGAACAAAAAGAAACAAAAACAAACGAGUUUGGACAAUCAUAUUGUUAAAACAUAAUUGUCCUUGUAUAUGUUAUCUCACUGGUACAAGUUAUACCUGUUUGACAAUUGCACAGGUAGAUUUCAUGAUAAGCAGAUUAGAUGGAGCUGACCUUUACAUUGAUUCUGUGUUAUGUAUGUGUAUAUAUAUGUGUGUGUGUGUGUGUGUGUGCGCGCGCAUGUGUGGAAAUGAGAUGCUCACCUGUUUCUUGAAGCAUCAACUGUUAUUAAGCUCUCACGUCUUUCAUUCAUGUUCGUAUGUAGAUUGGUUGUCCUGCAGGCAUAUCUGGAACUAGUCCCAUCGAAUUGCUUGCGUAUGUCAAGGUCAAGGCCAAAUGUUUUGCUUGAAAGGUCAAGGCCACAUCUUUCGCUUGAGCUCAGCAAUAAUACCUUUUUUUAAACAAUAUUCCUGUUUGUUUUUUGUCAAUUGUCUAUUAAAAUAUUACCUGAUUUAUGCAUUUUAUUAAAAUUAUUUUAAUGAAUUUCAAAGAGAAUAAAAAAAAUCAUUGUUAAUAUUAAAAAAUUAUCGACAUUAGAAAUUAUUUUAAAAAUUGGAUGUUUUACAGCAUUGGUAAUUAUGGGAUUGUAUUUCCUAAGCCUUAGACAUAUUGUCAAAGAUAAUCAGCUAAUGAAGAUGAGUUCUUGUCAGUUUCUCAAGCAAUGUAAGUAUUUUGUAAACAUAUCUGUAGUGAAAAAAGCUUGCCGGAAAAUUCACCACAAAAAUCUACACUAUAAAACUUACAAAAUGAGAUUUUUUAUUAUGAAUAAUUACUGAUAUGACAUGUAUAUUUAUAUAUUUUGUACAAGAAAAAGUGCCUUUUAAUGAGUAGAAGUUUUGACGUUGACGAACUGUUGCCCUUUAUUGGAGCCUGCUUGCUUAUCUAAAUGUAUGAAAGAAGUCUACCUACAUAUAGAUAUGGUCUUGUGUUCAGGAAUUUGGGUUAGGUUGGAAAAUAGAAAUAUUUCCCAUUGAAAUGGGUAAACAGUUUAAAUUCUCUGGAUUUGUAUGAAAAUGGAAACAAAAUAAUGACCGAUUUGACAUUUAGGUGUUGAGGUGUCAAAACAUUAUUAUUCUCCGAUCGUUUUCACAACAAAUACAGUCUACUUAAAAUCGGCUACAAGACAAAGAGAUUGUGAAAUUAACGCAUUACAUAGGGUCAUGUUCGUAUCGAGAGAGAUAAAACGAAGGUUUGUAUUACAGUGAUGUGUCGCCCUAUUGAAGGGAGCCACGAGGGUAAUAAGAUCACCAUUGUUGGGCUGUUAUGUUUAUAGGUUGGUGGAGAAUGCAAUGUUUAUCAGAUUAAGCCACGAAAACAUUUACGAAAUGCUUCUGUUCUCUGCCAAAUUUACCCACAAAUGUACAUGAUUUUAUGUCCAGUGUCGUCUGCCAGCAAAUAUUACGCGAUUAAUGGCUUAACUGUGCCGAAAUCCAAAACUUUUAUUCAAAUUCCUAAUCACGGACCACAAGUGUACGUAGUCCUAGGGACAUUGUAACGUCAUUUGUUAAGACUGCUGUCAGCAAAAACAGCGAACGUUCACCACCAAUUACGUCAUGUGCACGUCAGAGGUUUUGACCUACAGACAGUUUGUCGAGCGUCUCAAUUUUUAUUGAUUUAUUGCCUGUUGAAUAAAGAUUUCUAAAAGAAA
Messenger RNA from Ylistrum balloti, 4940 nucleotides. Its product is annotated as cdc42 homolog. The record is from RefSeq and is a predicted model, not a curated record. Gene Ontology annotation, biological process: small GTPase-mediated signal transduction. The transcript is spliced from 3 exons. The coding region runs from base 171 to 908 and encodes 245 amino acids. Gene Ontology annotation, molecular function: GTPase activity; GTP binding. Lineage: Eukaryota; Metazoa; Mollusca; Bivalvia; Pectinida; Pectinidae.